This is a messenger RNA of Cladocopium goreaui, 3443 nucleotides long. The record is from the annotation of a GenBank genome assembly. Lineage: Eukaryota; Dinophyceae; Suessiales; Symbiodiniaceae.
AUGUCGUACCAAAGGGUCCUCCAGAAGCUGGCCACUGAUGAUUUCAUCACUGAGAGUGAUGGUGAGAUGGUUGCCAUGUGGGAAAGGAACCACAUGGCAUACCAUGAUGGGACCACAGACCAAGCCUACCUGGAUGCCAUCCAAGAGAUACAUCAGAUGGCCAUGGAGGACUCCAGGGAAGCCAACCUAGUUUUGGAUGAUACAGCCAUGGAGAUCCAGUCAUACAAAGACAUGGAUGAAUCCAUGGAACCAGCACCAGAUGAAUGGCCAGGUGGUGCCAUGCCAGCCACAUCUUGCAUCAGCAUCCAGACCAGAUGGUUCCAGCAGGCCACCAGAGCCAGCCAUACCACCAAGAACUUCCAGGCCAGGCCAGCAAAAAGCAAUUACCAAACAGGUUGGGGGGCCGAGGUGGUGUGGAUGCUGGCCAUGUAUGAGAACCAUGAUUGGGAUGCCUUGGAAGCCCAGGUUCCAGUCUUGUGGGGCCAGCAGAACGACCACAUGGCUCCCAGGCCAACUUGCUGGAGCAAGCCCUUGCCCAAGAGAUCUGCCAUUUGGACACAGCAGAUCUUUUCCAAGAUGGUCAAGGAAUGGGUGCCACACCAGCAAUUUGCCACAUGCACUGUGCUUGACCAGACCUUGGGAUUCGUGCCCACUGCAGACAUCUUGGUGCACCUCAUUUGUAGUGGAUCCAACCUUGAGGAGCUGGGCGUCACGCUGUCCGGCUACCUCUGGGCACAGGCGUCGUUGGAGCGUUGCUUACUUCGCUUCCUGAGCAAAGAUGGCAAUCCUGUGGAAAUCUUCAUGCCUGCGUUAGUGCUCUUGGAGGCCGGUAGCGACUGCAGCCUUCCGGAAACUGCUGCGGACUGUGCCCGACUGGAGUUCUUGGAUGGGCAGGAGCCAGUGCUGGUCUUCUACGCUCCCCGGGCCAUCUCUGCCGGUGACCCGGUUCCGCUGUGCCAUGGGGGCCUGGCAGGUGGUAGUGGGCGCCUGUUGCUGCAGCGCGGUCGCGUCUGGCCUGGCAACCCCUGGGAGUUUGUGGAAUUUGCCAUGACCCUUCCAGUUCCGCACGACAAGAUGGAAGAAGUGUCGCAAAAGGUAUCUGCCCUGGCGUUGCCUCCCCCAGCCGCGGGGCAGUUCUUGGUGCCCGAGUUGCUGGAGGGGUGGGAGCCAGCACAAGUGGAAGGGCAGGAACUCCAGCUGAACAUCAGGGUGUCGGCACGGAAGCCCUUGCCACAGCAGAUGGAACUUUUGGAGUUGAUCCUCGGAGAUGCCGUGAAAGCUCGGCAAGUGUUGCGACAUGGCCUCCUCUCCCUGCAGAAAGGGUAUCAGAGUUCUUCUGGAUAUCCCGCAGCAGGGCCGGAGACUGCGAAUCCCCGGCAUGAAGCAGCCAGAAGCUUGCUGGAGGAGGAGAAGCGUUUGGUGGCUCUGGGUUUAGCGAGCCUUGAGGCCAAAGCCCAGGAGGCAGCGGAAGAGGUCGACUUUGAUGAAUCGGCCCUGCUGCGGAUGCAGGGCUGCACGGUGACGCUGCAAGAGAUUGCUGCCUCUUUUGCCUCCUUGAAAGCGGGUGAGGCCGAGGCCAGGAUGAAACUGGCGGAGCUCCAGGUGGUCCGUGCAUGUUUAGCAGGUCUCCCUGACGGGAACCCCGAGGCCGUGCACACGGUGCCCUUGGUGCAGACCAAGGAUCCAGUACUAAGAGCCCAUGGUGAGGCAACCAGAGCUGUGCUGGAGUCACGCUUGGCCGCAUGUGAAUGGGAGAUUGCCACCCUUGAUGGAAGCCAAGCUGCGCUGCAAGCAGGUGUGAUGGGAGAAGCCGCUGCACUUCAGGUAAAGAUGCUGAAAUUUCAAGACGCCUAUGAGAAGCUUGCCAUGAGUUUGCAGCUGAUGCCUUCCGAUGUGGCGCGGAGAUUGAAGUUGGACUGCGCCGUGGCGUUGGCGUGCAGACGUCAGCUCUGCUGUGAUGACAUCUCCUGGUCAGAUGUGUCCAAAGAAGGGCAACUGCUGAAGAAACGUUUGAAGUCCCUGGGCUACACUGCGAGCCACUUGCCGCAGGCUGCAGGUGUGCCUUCGGUGCUGCACCUGGUCUCCAACCGAGCAGGGGCCCUUGAGCAGAAACUGCAGGAACAGAGCUCCAGCCCUGACUUGAAGGAUCUCCUUCGCCUCUUCUUGCUGCGGCAGCCGUUGCCAUCGCAGAGGGUUGUGGAUUUGCUGAGUCGCAGCGUGGUGGCUCUGCUGUUGCGGAUCCAGGCGCUCUUUGCAGUUGCGGAUGGCCAUCAAUUGAUGUCCCACCAGGACGUCACGGCCAUGGAUCUGACAGAUCUGACAGCUGAGAACGUUGAGAUCUUUUCCGCCGUGGCCUGGUGGCCGGUGGAAGAUCUGUUGAUUGCCACGGAUUAUGGGGACACGCAGCAUGCUGCGGGGCACUUUGAGCCAGUGAUGUAUUUGUCCUUGGAUUCCUAUGCCUUGAUCGAUGCAGCUCCCAGGCGUUCAGCGGAGAGUGUGUUGGACAUUUGCUGCGGGAGCGGUGUGCAGGGACUUGUGGCAUUGCACUAUGCAGCCAAGGCCACCUUCCUAGAUGUGAACCCGCGAGCGAUCAGCUUCAGCCGCUUCAAUGCUGGGUUGAAUGGCCUCCACCAGCGAUGUACUUUCCUGGAGGGCAGUGUCUUUGAUGCUAAGCAGCUGCAGGGACAAUCCUUCCAGGUCAUCUUGGCGAAUCCACCCUUCGUGCCAAACCCGGAUGGAACAGCUUCAGCCGCAGGGCCACUCUACUCGGGUGGUGGCCAGGAUGGUGAGGAGGUGCACAAGGAGCUGGUUCAGAAGGGCUUGGGGCUCCUGGCGCCUGGUGGGCGUUUGUGCAGCGUGGCUGAAGUGCCAAAUCCCAAGACCUUCCCCAACCGCGUAGGGGAAUGGAUCAACAAGGUGGACUGCAAGAGAGCUGGAAGUGUGAAGAUCUUCACUGGCAAGACCAUUGCCUCUGAAGAGUACUGGAAGACCGCUACUGAGGAGCGUUCUCCCUUGGAAUGGCGUCGCUACUUGCGCGGCCUGCGGCGUUUGGGGGUGACCAGUGUGGCAGAAGCUUUGCUGCUGCUGCAGCUUGAAGAGGUUGGCUCUGCGCCGUUGAGCAUCGAGGCGAUUUGCCGCGAGAAUUUGUGGCAAGAUGUGGAGUAUUUGCGCGGCUGCGUGGCACACUCCAUUGACUGAACGGCCGGACACGGCUGGACACGUCUGGACGAUGCAUUCUCCGUUGCUGACUCUGCAGGAGGUGUCAGCUGCCCCAGGUGAAUCACCAGGCCCUCGCCGGACAUGGCGUACCACGGCGCACCAUGAUGCACCAGAGGGUGUCGAAGCAUCGCUUGGAAGACCUGGCAGAUGAUGAUGUUGGCGAAGCAUUGACAUCGGUUGAAACCGCGCACAAGUGGAAGACGCAGUGGCAAAAUGAUUGCUGU